This is a messenger RNA of Cyanidioschyzon merolae strain 10D, 2046 nucleotides long. RefSeq lists its product as hypothetical. NCBI's taxonomy places the organism in Eukaryota, Rhodophyta, Bangiophyceae, Cyanidiales, Cyanidiaceae. The coding region runs from base 1 to 2046 and encodes 681 amino acids. The record is from RefSeq and is a predicted model, not a curated record. The transcript has a single exon.
AUGCGAUCAACACGAGUAAACAAGGGCUGGCUUGGUUGUGGCGACUUGAGCGAGCCUGUCGAGUACGCUGCGCCAGGUAUGGGUCGCGGCAGGCCGCAGCAGGUUAUGGCUGCUUUCGUGGGUUCCAUACCCGCGUACCGCUGCAGCUCGUUAACUGUUCAAAACCGCCGCUUUUAUGGAAAGCAGGUUGCAACAAAACGUCCAUACAGGGGAUACGUUGUUCGCGAGCGGCAGCUUGUUUCGUUUCCGACGCAGCCGCAUUGCCAAGAGCACCCUGGUUCCAUACCAAACUCGAAUAGGCGGCGUACAUCAGGCGACUCGCGGCAAAAGCCAGUGGGAAACGCUUUCUAUCAGGCCGCGCGCACUACAGAAGCGUCUCCGCGGUACAGAACAGAACCUUUGACGAGUCGAAUGAGCAUACAGCGUGGACGUCCAUCUUUUCGCGGUAUUCCCGACGGUAUUCACCUGCAAGCCCUCUUUAUCGUGUUGUGCGUCUUCGGCUUAUUCACGCUGUCAAGCUGGGCGCCGAAUAGACGCUUCUCUAUGAUGGGCAUCCUCGCGUGCAUCGCUUGUGUGCUCGUGCUGCUGCUGUCCAGCAGUCGACGGCUGAGCACCGCGUCUCCUGAUGACCUCGCGAGCGACGAGGACGACGUCGAUGACGCAUCAAAGCGAAUCAAGGCGACACUACGCUCAAGGCAUCAUCACCACCGUCUUCGUCGUCUGAACCUUGAAGAUUUGGCGCUCGUGCUCGGUUGGAGUGGAGGUUCUGACCUUGUGCUUCGCGGGCUGCCGCCUGCGGAUCGUCUGCGGCAGCGCAGCAGACGCCGUGGUGCACAGGCUUCCGCUCGUGACGCCUAUGCCGGUGCCGGCUGGUUCUCCGACACUGACUCCACUGAUAUCGCACAAGCUUCGAGCAGACCUCGUUCGGAUGCUGCUCGACGACCGCUUCGGAGGCUGCAGUCUGGAUCGGAAGAGCAAGUGCUUCCGUUUCCAGAGAGUGAUUCGUAUAGCUCGCUCUUUAAGAAUCAUCGAAGGGAGUGGCAGGCGGAUAGCACUCUGGAAGAAGAUGUUGAUGGGUACGUUCAAGGGGGAACAGCGGCUGGAACGGCGUCGCACGGCGAGGAUGAUACUUUUGGUCUGGGCGCGUGGACGAUUCUGGACGGUAUGGACGGAAACGAGCCGGAUCUGGGAGAGGAUCUAAGGCCAGCAAGAUCACCGGCAAUAUUUUCACGUCAUGAUGCGACGGAACAAACCGAAAGAGACUUUACACUUGAUGCACAGGGCGGGACUGGAGUGCUGCAAAGCAACAUCGUUCACGUCGGGCGGGCGGCGCCCGAGUCAGUUACUGCUGCAGUGGCCGAUUCUUCCUCCUCGAUAGCCAUCGUUCCAGUAGAAGUGCUGAGCCCUGAUGAUGAUGAUGAUGAUGAUGACGAUGAUGACGACAUCAUGGAGCGUGUCCGCUACGAGCGUUCCAAGCGGCGGCGACCUGCAAGGCGUCGUCUUGGUGUUGAGGGCGUUGUUCGCGUUGGCGGUGGCGGUGGCUUCCCUGAAAACCGGUUCGAUUUCGAUGCCUCCACCAAAGAUGAGGUACGCUUCUCCGCUGGUGCUCGAACGGCUCGAGCCACGUCCCGAAGAGCCGCUACUUGGGAUCCCAACUCCGUCCAGAGUGAAUCAACCGUUGCCGCGGAGGAUGUCUACUUCAUGAAUAGAGCCCAGCGUUCCAGCACCAGUGCCCGUGGACGCCAAACUCUUUUGCGAUCCGUUUUUCUGCCUUUAUGGCAAAUAAGCCGCAUGGUGUAUCGCGAUCUUCAGACGAAGUAUGGAACGACGAGCACGAUUUCACAACCUUCACAACCACAACCCCGGAGGACUGCAUCCUCGGGUGCUGUCGCGAGUGGUGGUGGUGGCGAUGUACCCGCUGAAGGCAGCAAUGCAUUUUACGCUGAGGGUUUCGAAGCGCCGUCUGGUCCAGACGUUUUUCAGGACGCAGCACGGUGGGUAUCACGCUCCGCCCCAGGCUUAUGGCGAACGCUUUUCGGACCUUGA